AAAGAAAUACACACACACACACAAACAAACACAAUACUUGUGAAUGUGUGUGUGUGUGGAAGGCUGUUUGUGUGCAUGAUGGUUGUAAGUUUCCUCAAUGGAUGUUCACUGCGAGUGAGCUCGACCAGCAAGUGCCGAAUCCGGCAACAGGGCUCGAGGGAUUCGGAAUCGGAAACUGCAGAAUGUGGGUGCACAGCAUGCGCAUGAGCACAAGCACAGAUGCAGAUGUAGUAGAUUCAGCAGGAGUGGCACAGGAGGACAUGAGGGCUUGCUGCGAGGAAAGCUCUUCACAGCGAUGGUGCACCUCAGCACCAUUCUGGGUUUUUGCUGGUAUUUAGAGCAUCUUACUGAGGAGUCAUUGAUGUUGAGAGCCUCGCCUGGUCGCGAGCAGCAGUGCGGUGCAUCGAGUCAUCCCGGUGGGAGGUGCUUGGAGCCGAAGAGAACUCGUCGUCAGAAAUUCCGAGACCAAGGAGGUCCUUCUCGAGACUCGUUGCAACGGUCGCAGAUUGUCGCCCUCCUGCGACGAAUUCCGGCGCUACACUUUGACCGUGAACUUGUGAGCUUGCGCAACCAUGCGGAGCUCCAGCAAUUCGUUUAUCGUGAUUGCCGUGGAGUGGCACGGCAUGAUGAGAGGUGUAGUGAAGAUGAGCUCUCCGGGGAGCUUCCUCCUGACGUGAUGUGGCCUUUUUCUGCCGUUUCAGAGCUUGGAGAGAAGGGGAUUUUUAGGGUGGAUUGGAGUGUCAUUCCUGCUACUGCAGACCCGUUUCGAGGAUUUGGGUAUAAGGCACCAGCUCUCACCACCCGGAAAAUCUUGCGAAGAGAGGGUGGGGGACAUCGUUGCGGCGGGGGCCAUUACGACGAUACUGGGGAGGGAGAGAAGGAUAGGUUAGGUCGCGGAGCGCGGAAAAGGUCUCAAGUGGAGAGCAUUGCAACAGCCCUGAAGUUCCUGAACCUUUCUCCAGGUUCUGUCGUGGUGGAUUUUGGGAGUGGUUCAGGUGCUCUCUCGCUUCCGUUGGCUUGUCUUUUCAAGGAACUCACCUUCAUAUGCGUGGACUACAAACUAGAAAGCUUAAGACUGCUUGCCAUGCGAGCACAAGCAGCAAAACUGGCUAAUCUUACUACAUGGCAGGGUCGGAUUGAAGACUACAUGGAGCCAUUCGACGCUUGUGUGGCGCUUCAUGCUUGCGGGCAUGCUACUGAUCUUGCUCUCAUGCAAGCUCUGAGGUGGCGAGCAGGUUACGUCGCUUCUCCUUGCUGUGUUGGGAAACUUCAAUUUGCAGUUGCAUCGUCUUCAUUCACUGGAAUUGUUGACGAAGUAGAGAAGCCCGAGUGUAGUGGUGAGGAGAUUGUGGGGUCAUUUUCAAAGCCACUGUCUCCCAAACAAUUAGAGCACUGUUUGACAUACCCCAGGUCUAACUGGCUACGAUCAGUGAUCACAACCGAGGACUUUCUACUUCUGGCACGAACGGCGGAUUGGAGUAGCUACGAUUAUGACAGUUGGACUAGCCGAUUGCACUCUAUGUGUAAAAUAAUGGUAGAGCUCGAUAGGAACUUAGCCUCACAAGAUCUUGGCUACAGGACUAGCCUUCUUGCUUUAGCUGAUCAGAAAGCUGGUGCCAUUGGAGUGAGCCACAUCCUUGUAGGCAAGCCUUCAAUGAAGGCUCACUAGCUCCGAGCAACGUUCACUUUUCCUUUCAUCUCUUCAAGUCCUGAAUCACAUGUAUCUGUUCUCCUUUUGUAUCACAGUUGGUGUGGUGCAGGAAAAGGUAGCCGGCCAGGAUUGAGGACCAUUGAUGACGUUUUUCUAACGAUUGUUUACUUUAUAUUCCGACUACAAAAUUGUUAGUCACCUACACUGUG
Messenger RNA from Physcomitrium patens, 1860 nucleotides. RefSeq lists its product as uncharacterized. Gene Ontology annotation, cellular component: cytoplasm. Lineage: Eukaryota; Viridiplantae; Streptophyta; Bryopsida; Funariales; Funariaceae. The record is from RefSeq and is a predicted model, not a curated record.